UACAACCGUAACACUGAAUCUUCGGAUUGUACACCAAGAAAAAGAACGGCUAUGUCGUCCAUUUCCAAUAAUUUUUCAGCACCGGUUUUAGACUUUACAACAGAGAGCUCAUCUUGCACAUCACGAAGGAAAGGAUCUAAUGAUCGUUCUAAUCCAACGCCAUCUGUUUCAUCCAUUAGCGGACCCAGCACCAGCAGCAAUUACAUGCAUAGCAUGCCAUCAAUUGAUCAUAUUACGCGCUCCACUGUAACUCCGCAUAGACAUAGUCAACGUCAUGAGCACAGCUUUCGUUCUGUGGUCCCAUCAAAUCCCACUCGACGUCCUAGAAGCAGGUAUGCAAUGAUGUCUAGUAUGAGGAACGAGCAGAUCGACGGUAUGUCCAAUAUUAGAUCGGGCAAUCCGAGGAUACCAGUUCACCAAGAAAGAACGCCCUCCGAAAAAUCAGACUUGCAAUGGUUGGAUAAACUUAGCGUGGCCAUUCCGGACUUGGCUAAACAACCUUCUGUUUACUUUCAAAGCGAUACAAAAGAUUCCUGAAAUCAAGCUAACGGCCCGACAUUCCGGCCGCCGUUUCGAAGGAACACCUGACAGGAUUGUGAAUUCUGUCUGACUUAUUGGAAUCUGUUAGCGCAUUAUCAAUAUUGUCAAUAUUGGACAUCAGUAUUUAAUUAUUAUCGGGCUAAUCGAAAUAUUAUUCGUCAGAUUUUUAAUAUCUGAAAACUACAACUAAAACAAAACCUGACCGUAAAACAAAUUUACAAAUAUUGUA
Nicrophorus vespilloides is the source of this 769-nucleotide messenger RNA. RefSeq lists its product as uncharacterized. NCBI's taxonomy places the organism in Eukaryota, Metazoa, Arthropoda, Insecta, Coleoptera, Silphidae. The coding region runs from base 52 to 537 and encodes 161 amino acids. The record is from RefSeq and is a predicted model, not a curated record. The transcript has 3 exons.